GUUUUUCUGUAAAUUGUAGAAAAUAGACAUCCUGAAUAGACAUCAUUACAAUUUAGUUACCUCCCUUUGUGAAAAGGAAGUUUAACAGAUAAAAAAUUGAGAUGGAUGGAGAAUUUUACAAGUUAUUCCCAUAUAAAGUGCCUGUGUGGGCCGAUCACCUACAAAGUAUACCGUCACAUUUUGUUAAACUUUCAAAUUUGAACACCCCCUUGCAUAGAUGGAAUUUUGCUGGUUUACCGGAAGGUGUUGAGAUAUUUAUAAAGAGGGAUGAUCUCACUGGUACAGAACUCUCAGGAAAUAAGGUUCGAUCACUACAGAUAUUGUUUGGUGAGGCCUUGGUCGAAGGAGCAACCCAUGUUGUCACAGGGGGCGGACCUCAGUCCGGACAUUGUCGAGCAGUUUCCCUUAUUUGUAGGUCACUGGGUUUAAAACCACACAUUGUGAUUGAAGGCGUUGAGAAAAAAGCAGAUCUGGGGUCUAUGGGUAACACGUUGUUGUACAGGAUGGCUGGGAGUAAACUUUAUCUGGCACCUCAAGAAAACUAUGAGUGUUUCAAAAGAAGAGUCAGUAAAAUGGAGCAAUUUAUUAGUGACACAUACAAAGAGAAGUGCUACUGUAUUCCGGUAGGCGGGGCAACCGUUAAAGCAGUUUUUGCAUUUAUAUCAUUAUUUGAAGAACUUCUACAGCAGGGAUUGCACGACCGCUUCGACGAUAUUGUAGUAACAGUAGCGACUGGAGGAACUUCCCUAGGAUUAGCUGUAGCCAACUUUAUAACGGGAUCAAAACUAGGAGUCCAUGCCGUGACGAUUGGGCUUCGAAAAGAAGAGUUGUAUGAAAAUAUGAAUGGUUUACUACAUAAGCUAGGUUUAGACUCUGUAAAAUCUGAAGACAUUCUUGAUAUUAUAGAGGGUUAUAUUGGAGAAAGAUACGGUACCGCGACAGAUGAAGUUCUGAAUUUCAUUACAAGAGUCAGCUCAACUACAGGGAUUUUACUUGACCCAUACUACACUGGAAAAGGGGCACUGGGAAUGAUUGGAGAGCUGGAAAACAAUCCAUCAAGAUUUAAAGGAAAAAGAAUACUUUUUAUACAUACAGGUGGAAUAUUUGGUUUGUUCAAUGGCGAAAUGGACAGAAUCAUAGACAAGGAGGAGGCAGUUACAAAUGAUAUAACAUCUUGGCCGGAUGAAAGUGUAUCUCCAGUUAAAAAAGGAAAUUAAAAUGUGUUUAUAUAUCACAAGUCAAUUUUACAGUGAAUUCUUAUUGCAACAUAAUUUGGUCACGCAAUCUGUAGAAUGUAUUAAAUUGUAUUAAAACAGUUGAAU
Ruditapes philippinarum (Manila clam) is the source of this 1322-nucleotide messenger RNA. RefSeq lists its product as uncharacterized. Lineage: Eukaryota; Metazoa; Mollusca; Bivalvia; Venerida; Veneridae. The transcript has 10 exons. The record is from RefSeq and is a predicted model, not a curated record. Gene Ontology annotation, molecular function: D-cysteine desulfhydrase activity. The coding region runs from base 102 to 1217 and encodes 371 amino acids.